This is a messenger RNA of Notothenia coriiceps (black rockcod), 698 nucleotides long. RefSeq names its product jouberin-like. Gene Ontology annotation, cellular component: ciliary basal body. Lineage: Eukaryota; Metazoa; Chordata; Actinopteri; Perciformes; Nototheniidae. The transcript is spliced from 5 exons. Gene Ontology annotation, biological process: motile cilium assembly. The record is from RefSeq and is a predicted model, not a curated record. Gene Ontology annotation, molecular function: protein binding. The annotation marks the transcript as partial.
AGCCAACUUCUGAUGUGUGUGUGCUGUGAUCAGGACGCAGGAUGUUCUCUGCUGAUAACUCAGGCCUGAUCGUGGUGUGGAAGACGACAGGAAGUGAAGGAAAGAAGAGUCUGCUGAGUCAGCGCUGGGUUGUGGAGAAGGAGAUCUCAGAGAGCGACCUGCUCAGCGUCCCCAUCAACAAACUGCAGCUGCAUCCCAACGGACGCUGCCUGCUGAUCCACGCCAGAGACAGCGUGCUCCGGAUGAUGGACCUGCGCAUCCUGGCGGUGAAGCGGUACAUCGGGGCCACGAACUACCGAGAGAGGCUCUGCAGCACCUUCACCCCCUGUGGGAGCUUCCUGUUCUCAGGCAGCGAGGACGGCAUGGCCUACGUCUGGAACACGGACACCGGAGACCAGCUGGCGGUGUACUCGGAGCUGAGUUUCUCCACCGCGCUGCACGGGGUCUGCUUUCACCCCCACGAAAACAUGGUGGCCUUCAGUGCCUUCGGACAGGAACAGCUGAUCCACCUCUACCUGCACGACCGCACAGUGUCCCAGCUGGAGGGCCAGAGUCUGAAGGCCAGCAGCAGGUCGUCCUCUGCAGACCCCCGGACCCCCCCCGCCCCCCCCUUGCAGGACUCCAUGGAUCAGCUGAUCCUCACCACCAGGCUGGCUCUGAAGAUGCAGAGCGUCAAGCAGCAGCUCGACUCUGUGCUG